Molecule: messenger RNA, 1424 nt
Organism: Peromyscus leucopus (white-footed mouse)
Lineage: Eukaryota; Metazoa; Chordata; Mammalia; Rodentia; Cricetidae
Product: somatotropin
Exons: 5
Coding region: 671-1321 (216 amino acids)
Biological process (GO): positive regulation of receptor signaling pathway via JAK-STAT; growth hormone receptor signaling pathway; positive regulation of tyrosine phosphorylation of STAT protein
Cellular component (GO): extracellular region
Molecular function (GO): growth hormone receptor binding; hormone activity
Source: RefSeq, a predicted model, not a curated record
CUGGAGUUACACAUGGUUGUGAGCCACUUGAUGUGGGUGCUGGGAACCAGACUCAGGUCCUCUGGUAGAACAGCCAGCUCUCUUAGCCUAUAAUAAGCCAUCUCUAUAAAUCCAGCAUGUGUAUUUUGUGUUGUGGACUUAGGGAAUUACACAUUCAAGAAGAAAAGGACAGAAUAAGGGAAGAAAAAUGGUCCAGGAACGCACGCACACACACGUAAAUAAACACAAUUUAAAAAGCAACAUUGGUGGGACAAUGCCACCUUGGAGGGGCUCUGUUGCCCCUAAUCCCAGUGAACAAACAACAGCAUCCCGCCAGAGUACCCUGACUUGGGAUACUCUCCAGAGGACACGUUGGGUGGUCUCUGUAGCUGAGAUCUUGCAUAACCAAUGCUCACAAGCCUGGCAAAGGUGGCGACAGAGAGAUAAGAUCGGGACAUGACCGCAGGAGAGGAGUGGGAACAUGGUGAGUGGGAGGAGCCCCUAAAUUAUCCAUCAGCACAAGCUGUCAGUGGCCCCGGCCCAUGAAUAAAUGUAUAGGGAGGAGGCAGGGGCCUUGGGGUUGGGGAAAACAGGUAGGGUAUAAAAAGGGCCGUGCAAGGGACCAAGGCCAGGAUUCGAGAGACCAGAUCCCAAAGUGCUCAGGGUCCUGUGGACAGAUCACUGCUUGGCCAUGGCUUCAGACUCUCGGACCUCCUGGCUCCUGCCCUUCACCCUGCUCUGCCUCCUCUGGCCUCAGGAGGCUGGUGCUUUCCCUGCUGUGCCCUUGUCCAGUCUGUUUGCCAACGCUGUGCUCCGAGCCCAGCAUCUGCACCAGCUGGCUGCUGACACCUACAAAGAGUUUGAGCGUGCCUACAUCCCCGAGGGGCAGCGCUAUUCCAUCCAGAAUACCCAGGCUGCUUUCUGCUUCUCAGAGACCAUCCCGGCCCCUACAGGCAAGGAGGAGGCCCAACAGAGAACCGACAUGGAAUUGCUUCGCUUCUCACUGCUGCUCAUCCAGUCGUGGCUGGGGCCCGCCCAGUUCCUCAGCAGAAUCUUCACCAACAGCCUGAUGUUCGGAACCUCGGACCGUGUCUACGAGAAACUGAAGGACCUGGAAGAGGGCAUCCAGGCUCUGAUGCAGGAGCUGGAAGAUGGCAGCCCCCGUGCUGGGCAGAUCCUCAAGCAAACCUAUGAUAAGUUUGAUACCAACAUGCGCAGCGAUGACGCUCUGCUCAAAAACUACGGGUUGCUCUCCUGCUUCAAGAAGGACCUGCACAAGGCUGAGACCUACCUGCGGGUCAUGAAGUGCCGCCGCUUUGUGGAAAGCAGCUGCGCCUUCUAGCUGCACACUACAGCGGCUCCGCUGUCCUCCCCCAGUGCCUCCCUUUACCCUGGCAACUGCCCGUCCCUCUGCUUUGUCCUAAUAAAAUCAAGAUGCAUCAGAU